Merops nubicus (carmine bee-eater) is the source of this 4269-nucleotide messenger RNA. RefSeq names its product zinc finger protein 827 (gene ZNF827). The transcript is spliced from 13 exons. The annotation marks the transcript as partial. Gene Ontology annotation, cellular component: nucleus. The record is from RefSeq and is a predicted model, not a curated record. Gene Ontology annotation, biological process: regulation of gene expression. NCBI's taxonomy places the organism in Eukaryota, Metazoa, Chordata, Aves, Coraciiformes, Meropidae.
AUGGUACCAGACAGGAAGAAGUGGAAGGUGAGCUCAGUGAAGAAGAACGUUGGUUUGGAAACUCUUCAGAAACUCCUUCAGAAGCAUCCUAUGGAGAAGUCCAGGAGAACUUUAAGUUGUCUCUUGAGGACAGAAUACAAGAGCAGUCCACUUCUCCAGAUACUUCUUUGGGAAGUGCGACUCCAAGCAGCAACGCAGCGGAGCUGGGAUCCAUUGAAAGUGAGGCUCUAAGAGACACGUUGCAGAGCAAGGAGCACCUUUCUCCUGAUGUGUCCUCUCUGUGUGAAGAAGAACCUCCUGGUCCAAACAAGCCCCUGAGCAGUAACCUGAGGCGGCUGCUGGAGGCUGGUUCCCUCAAGCUGGAUGCUGCUGUUACGGUCAACGGCAGAGUCGAGUCUCCUGUAAAUCUUGGCUCAAAUCUCUCCUUCUCUCCACCUGCUCAUCAUGCCCAGCAACUAAGUGUUCUUGCCAGGAAGCUUGCUGAGAAACAGGAACAAAGUGACCAAUACAAUGCCAGUGGUCACUUUAUAUGGAAUCAAGGUAAGUGGUUGCCAAACUCAACCACCACCUGUGGUUUGUCCCCAGAUUCAGCUAUCCUGAAACUGAAAGCAGCAGCCAAUGCUGUUCUGCAGGACAAAUCUCUUUCAAGGACUGAAGACACUGUAAGAUUUGAAUCCUUUUCAUCACCUUUUAGCUCUCAGUCGGCCAGCUCCACCUUAGCAGCUUUAUCUAAGAAAGUGAGUGAAAGAAGCAUGACUCCUGGGCAGGAGCACCCACCUCCAGCUAGUUCUUUCCUUUCCCUGGCUUCCAUGACCUCUUCAGCUGCCCUUCUCAAAGAGGUUGCUGCAAGGGCUGCAGGCACCCUGUUGGCUGAGAAGAAGAAAUCACUGGUUGCUGAGGAUCCCCUGCAGCUUUCAGAGAUGAAACAAGAGAAAGCAACUCCACCACAGUCUUUGGAAUUACUGUUGCUGCCAGUCCCUAAGGGAAGAGCAUCCAAACCAACUACUACAGCCUCGGAAGAAGAAGGAGGAAAACCUUUCCAGUGUCCUAUCUGUGGUUUGGUUAUCAAGAGGAAGAGUUACUGGAAAAGGCACAUGGUGAUUCACACAGGUUUGAAAAGUCAUCAGUGUCCUCUCUGCCCAUUUCGCUGUGCACGCAAGGACAAUCUCAAAUCCCACAUGAAGGUUCAUCAGCACCAAGACAGGGGUGAGACCUUCCAAUGCCAGCUAUGCCCUUUUACCUCCUCCCGCCACUUCAGCCUGAAACUCCAUAUGCGUUGCCAUCAACAUUUCCUCAGGACAGAGUCCAAAGUGAAGGAGGAAAUACCAGAAUCUGAGGUGAAGGGGUCACCACAGCUAAAUAGUGACUCCUGCCUGGGACCACAGAGGGAAGGAGGUGGACCUGACCUUGCGGGAUCAGCAUCUGUGUCUAAAACCCCCGACGUGGCUGGGCAGCCUGGUGGAGGUAUUCCACCUUUACUAGUGAAAGAAGAGCCCAAAGAUGACAAUAGCAUCUCAGCUGCACCUUUUGCUCUUAGCACUGUUGACAGAGCCCCCAACAACACAAAGCUGAAAGACUCCUCUGACUUUGUGGCCACCACGGCGUCGGCGCUGUUCAGCCAAGACAUCUCUGUCAAGAUGGCCUCAGAUUUUCUGAUGAAGCUGUCAGCUGCAAAUCAAAAAGAGCCCUUGACUCCUACAUUUCAAGUGAAAGAGGAGCCUAAGGAUGAAGAAGCUGCAAGUUCAGCUUUGUCUCAGUCCAGCUAUGUCUUCAGCCAGGAACCUGAAGCCUCAACACCAAACAUCCCCGAGGAGAAGCUCAAGCCACAGGAAGCCCCAGCAAAUGUGAUGAGGCAGGACAUGUCAGUCAAGGCAGCCUCUGAGCUCCUCAUGAAGCUCUCAGCUGAGAGUUACAAGGAAACCCAGAUGGUAAAGAUAAAGGAAGAACCAAUGGAAGUUGACAUUCGUGAUUCACAGGCUUCAGUGUCCCCCAGCCAACCCAGCCAAAAUGUUGCCUACAGCACUUUAUUAGGGCGAGACGUUGGGGAACACCUGCAGAAGGCACCAGAAGGCCGUGUGCUCCCAGAGAGAAAUCUAUUCAGCCAAGAUAUAUCAGUGAAGAUGGCAUCUGAGCUGCUCUUCCAGUUAUCAGAAAAGGUCAGCAAAGAGCACAACCACAAUAAAGAUAAUGCCCUCAGAACUACAGCCAGCCCUUUCUUUUCUGAAGACUCCUUUAGACAAUCACCGUUCACUUCCAACUCAAAAGAUCUCCUGCCUAAUGAAACUACUCUUCAUGGAAGGACAUCUGCACCAGAAGCAGAAAAGCUGGGGCUGGAGGUGGGAAAUGGAUUGCCAGCAUGGAAUUUUCCCUGUGACGUGUGUGGAAAAGUGUUUGGUCGACAGCAGACCCUGUCCCGGCACCUCUCGCUGCACACAGAAGAGAGAAAAUACAAAUGCCACUUGUGCCCCUAUGCUGCUAAGUGCCGUGCCAACCUGAACCAGCACCUGACUGUCCACUCAGUGAAGCUGGUGAGUACAGACACCGAGGCCAUCGUCAGCGCCGUCACCUCUGAGGGCAGUGAUGGGAAGAAGCACCCUUACUACUACAGCUGUCAUGUGUGUGGGUUUGAGACGGAGAUGAAUGUCCAGUUUGUCAGUCAUAUGUCCCUCCACGUGGAUAAGGAGCAGUGGAUGUUCUCCAUUUGCUGCACGGCGUGUGAUUUUGUCACUAUGGAAGAGGCAGAUAUGAAGGCUCAUGUCAACAGCAAGCACACAGCUGAGGAGAGGAAGACACCCAGUGAAUCUACCAGUCCAUCCUCAUCCUCGCUGUCAGCACUGAGCGACUCUGCCAACAGCAAAGAAGAUGCAGAUGUCACCCCAAAAAACAAGGGUCCAAACAACCUGCUGGUCAUUUCUGUAGUGCCUGGUACUCAGACCUCAGUGAACACUGAAGAGAAGUCAGAGAAAGGCUUUGAAUGUGUUUUCUGUAACUUUGUCUGCAAAACAAAGAACAUGUUUGAGCGUCACCUGCAGAUCCACCUGAUCACACGGAUGUUCGAGUGUGACGUGUGCCACAAGUUCAUGAAGACCCCUGAACAGUUACUGGAGCACAAGAAGUGCCACACUGUCCCCACCGGUGGGCUCAAGUGCCCGUUCUGCAUCUACUCCACCAACCGCCCCGCGGCGAUGGAGUGCCACCUGAAGACUCACUACAAGAUGGAGUACAAGUGUCGGAUCUGCCAGACAGUGAAAGCAAACCAGCUGGAGCUGGAGAUGCACAUCCGAGAGCACCGCCUGGGCAACCACUACAAGUGUGACCAGUGUGGCUACCUGUCCAAGACCGCCAACAAGCUGAUCGAGCACGUGCGCGUCCACACCGGCGAGCGCCCCUUUCACUGUGACCAGUGCAGCUACAGCUGCAAGCGCAAAGACAAUCUCAACUUGCACAAGAAACUGAAGCACGCUCCGCGCCAGACCUUCAGCUGCGACGAGUGCCUGUUCAAGACCACCCACCCUUUUGUCUUCAGCCGCCACAUGAAGAAGCACCAGAACGGGGACUGCUGCGAAGAGGAGAAGAAGGGCCAGUACUCCACCUCCAAGGAGGCCGCUCCCCACCCGGCAGUGAACAGCUCCAGGAACCUCCUGUCGCCCCUCUCGGUGAUGUCUGCCUCCCAGGCUCUGCAGACGGUGGCCCUGUCGGCCGCGCAGGGCAGCGGGGCAGAGCCCGGCCUGGCGGCGAAAGCCUUGGCCAUCAACGGCUCUUCCCUCUGCUUUGACAAAUACUGGAACUCGGAGUUUGCCCACCUUAUCCCUCUAACAAUGUUUUUCCCCAAAAACCACUACGAUCUCACAUUCCAUCCCCCCAGACCUCAGACUGCACCGGGAGGUGCCUCUUCGCCUAAACACUCCUUCCUCGCUUACCUUGGACUAACAGAGAGGGCAGAAACUGUCUGAGGGCAGUUACAUUCUGUACCAAAAAUACCCCCCACAAACCCAGCAGGUCUACAGUGCUGCACAACGUAGCCCGAGGAGGUACCCAACACUUGUACUAUAUCCUUAGCAAGGUUUAGCAAACAGCUCUGUGUGUAUACUUAUUGCAUUGACAUGAAAGCUGCUUUAUUAAAAAUCUCCAAGAGGUGACCUACUGCAUACUUCUACCUUCAGAGGCAUGUUCCCAGUACUCCUAGCUAAGAAACUAUUUUGUCUUGUUAAGCUGAUAAAAAAAAAAAAGAGUGUCCUUACUGGCAAGCAGCACUUGUAAGAUGACAUA